UUUGCUUCUUUUAUGUAGAGAGAGAGAGAGAGAGAGAGAGAAUCAUGGCGCAACAUGAUGACCUCAGCGCGCCACCGCGGCCGCUGCCACCGUCUCCAUCUCCCACUAAGACCGAUCCGCGUGCAAUUCACGGACGGGCUAUAAAAUCAGUUGCAACCGACAAUGCGACAUUCAACAAUCUGGUAACGCUUUACUCGAAAUUGGAGAGUUUGGCGUCCUACUCUGUCCGCGUGUUCAGCCAAAUCCGGAGUCCCAACAUUGUGUCAUGGACCGCACUUGUCUCUGCCCACUCCAAUACCCUCCUCGCCCUCCGUUACUUCGUUUCCAUGCUUCGCCACCCAACACUCCCCAACAAUCGCACCCUUGCCUCCCUCUUCCGCACCUCAGCUGCACUCUCUGCCCUCCCCUUUGCCCUUUCCCUCCACUCCCUCUCCCUCAAGCUCGCCCUUUCCAGUGAUCCUUUUGCCGGUUCUGCGCUACUCAGUUUUUACUUCAAGUGCCGUAUGCCGCACCACGGACACAAGGUAUUCGAUGAAAUACCUGAUAGAGAUAGUGUUUGUUAUUCCGCUAUGAUCGUGGGUCUAGCUCAGAAUUCCCGCUCUGUGGAUGCGCUUCUGGUUUUGGCUGACAUGAGGCAUCAUGGUUUUGCAUCCACAGAGCAUAGCGUUUCGGGGGGUCUGCGUGCUGCUGCUGAGCUGGCAGCAUUGGAGCAGUGUAGAAUGAUACACGGGCAUGCGGUUGUUGCUGGGUUUGAUUCAAAUGUGGUGGUGGGCAGUGCUCUGGUUGAUGGUUAUGGUAAAGCCGGCGUUGUUGAGAAUGCAAGGCAGGUUUUUGAGGAAAAUUUGGCUUGGAUGAAUUUAGUGGGUUGGAAUGCUAUGAUGGCCGGUUAUGCCCAGCAAGGAGAUCAUAAAUCUACUUCCGAACUGUUUGAUUCAAUGGAAUGCCAAGGACUGGUGCCGGAUGAGUAUAGUUUUCUGGCAAUGUUGACAGCACUCUAUAAUGCUGGAAUGUUUCUUGAGGCUGAUCAGUGGUUGACAAGGAUGAAAGUGGAUUAUGGUUUGCAGCCAACUCUGGUGCAUUAUACUUGCUUGGUAGGUGCAAUGGCCCGUGCUGGGCACUUGGAACAGGCAGAGAGGGUAGCAUUGACAAUGCCAUAUGAGCCAGAUGCUGCAGUUUGGCGAGCCUUGUUGUCAGCUUGUGCUUUUCAUGGUGAAGCCGAUAAGGCUUGGUCUAUGGCCAGGAGGCUUUUGGAACUUGAACCGCUUGAUGACUCGGCUUAUGUUAUUGUUGCCAAUGUGUUGUCAGCUGCAGGAAGGUGGGAUGAUGUUGCAGAAUUGAGGAAAAUGUUGAGAGAUCGGAGGGUGAAGAAACAAGGAGGGAGGAGUUGGAUUGAAAUUCAGGGAAAAGUACAUGUUUUUGCAGCAGGGGACUGGAAGCAUGAGAAAUCCGCGGAAAUUUAUCGCAAGUUACAAGAGAUCAUGGGGGAGAUUGAGAAAUUGGGAUAUGUUCCAAUUUGGGAUGAGUUGUUGCACAAUGUGGAGGAAGAAAGGAGAAAGGAGGCUCUUUGGCAUCACAGCGAGAAGUUGGCAGUGGCAUUUGGUGUGUUAUGUGGGUCUGCACCACCAGGAAAGCCAUUGAGAAUUGUGAAGAAUUUGAGGAUUUGUAAGGAUUGUCAUGAAGCUUUUAAGUAUAUGACCAGAAUUUUAGAGAGGGAAAUUAUUGUGAGGGAUGUUAACAGAUACCACAGAUUUGUUGAUGGUAAUUGUACUUGUAGAGAUAUAUGGUAGCACCUAAGAUGAAUACAUACCCAAAUUAAUCUCCUAAAGAUCACUUAUUUUAUAAUAAGAUUUGUCAUUUAAAAGAUUUUAAGUUAGUCAUUUU
This is a messenger RNA of Arachis stenosperma, 1881 nucleotides long. Its product is annotated as pentatricopeptide repeat-containing protein At4g33170-like. The coding region runs from base 45 to 1787 and encodes 580 amino acids. Lineage: Eukaryota; Viridiplantae; Streptophyta; Magnoliopsida; Fabales; Fabaceae. The transcript has a single exon. Gene Ontology annotation, biological process: RNA modification. Gene Ontology annotation, molecular function: zinc ion binding; RNA binding; protein binding. The record is from RefSeq and is a predicted model, not a curated record.